ACACUCAUUCAGUAGAAGACCUGGCCAUCCAAAUAAAUAGAAAUUUGAUAAGAAAAGAAAUGAGGAAGAAAGAUCCAAAUAUUGAGAGAGAAAUAGGAAAUUUAAGAACUAAACUGAGAAAAAUGAAUAAAAUGGAUAAAAACUUGGAGACUCGCCCAUCUAUUAACUCAAAAAGACAGAUGACUGCCACCAGUAAAGUAGAAAACACACAAGAAAAACAACAAAUACAGAAGAGACUUGAAAAUCUUACUGAAAUCCCUCCAGACUGUACUUAUGCUAAUUCUAAAGCUGUGGAUAAACAAACCUUGAUGAAGAUCUUUUUGACAUUGAGAUAUGAGAGAAAAGCUUCUGAACAGAAGGACUUGGCACAGAGGGGUAUUGGAUAUCAUCAUGCUUCUAUGACCCUCAAAAGAAGACAAGUUGUGGAAAUGCUUUUCAGAAUGGGAUAUAUCCGGGUGGUCACAGCUACGUCAACAUUGGCCUUGGGCAUCAAUAUGCCAUGUAAAUCUGUUGUCUUCUCUGAAGAUUCUGUCUAUUUAGAUGCUGUAAAUUAUAGACAGAUGUCUGGCCGUGCUGGAAGACGUGGACAAGAUUUGAUAGGAAAUGUGUUCUUCUAUGAUAUUCCAAUGCCAAAGGUUGAAAAACUUAUAAAAUCCAAUGUGCCUCAACUGAAAGGCAAUUUCCCUUUUAGUAUGUCCCUGGUGCUGAGACUCAUGCUGUUGGCAGCAAAAGCAGAUGACAAAGUGGAUGCCAAAGCAACGGUGCUAUCAGUGUUGAAGCAUCCAUUGAUAUCCUUCAAACAACCAAGGCAUAAUGAAAUGUUAAAAAUAUAUGUCAUCUUUUCUCUGCAGUUUCUUCUCAAAGAGGGCUAUCUGGAUCAAGAAUGUAACCCCAUGGGAUUUGCUGGACUUGUGUCCCAUUUCCAUUAUCGUGAGCCUUCAAAUUUUGUCCUGGUCAGCUUCCUUGUGAAGGGAUUAUUCCACAAAUUGUGCCAGCCAGUUGAAGGUUCAACUGUUUUCUCUGAAGAUGUGAUGGAAACAUUAGUGCUAGUAUUAGCAAACCUAUUUGGAAAAAGAUGCCUACCAGCUUGUGCUAUGAAAUUUAGGAAAAAUAUUUGCCAGUCAAAGGUGUUUCUAGAAGAUCUCCCAGAAGAGUUCGCUGCAGCUGCUGAUGAAUACAACAGCAAAGUAGAAAAAAAUUUUGCUUGCUUUCUUCUAACAACUGCCAAGCUGACUGACAGAACAGGAAUACAAACUUCCUUUGUCAAAGAUAGGCUGUUUUACGUACAGUUGGUGUUAAUAUUGGAAAUGCUCCUUUGCUUUGGUGGAAGAAGCAUGAUUAUCAAGGAAGAAGAAUGCCACUCAAUGCUUAUGUACUUGACUUCUAUAAGCAUGGCUCCUUGGCUGCUCUGGUAAAAGACAACUGGUUAAGUGAAGGAGGUGCUUACAAACUGCUCAAAAGAUCUUUUGCUUCUCAUUAAAGAUAUCAGGUAUGAUAUAUACUUUUAUAUCCUUAAAUUAAUUUUGUUUGGACCUUUUAAAUCAAUUUAAAAGAAACAACAUUUUUUUCUCUUUUUUAUA
Molecule: messenger RNA, 1580 nt
Organism: Alligator sinensis (Chinese alligator)
Lineage: Eukaryota; Metazoa; Chordata; Crocodylia; Alligatoridae
Product: probable ATP-dependent RNA helicase DDX60
Exons: 11
Coding region: 60-1415 (451 amino acids)
Cellular component (GO): cytoplasm
Source: RefSeq, a predicted model, not a curated record